AUGUCGUUAUCAAAAACUGCUAUACAAUUGAGUCGUGAACCUGAAAACUUGGGAAACCUUAACAGAACAAUGGUUGUUUUUGCAAUCGACCCGGAGAAGAAGAAUGCUAAGAUACCUACCGAAAUUGAGAGUCUGAUCAAGGCAGCUUUUGUUACACUGGUCGAAAACCAGUUCCCUUUCCGCUUAACUGAGUCUUUGUUCGGAUAA
This is a messenger RNA of Eruca vesicaria subsp. sativa (arugula), 207 nucleotides long. NCBI's taxonomy places the organism in Eukaryota, Viridiplantae, Streptophyta, Magnoliopsida, Brassicales, Brassicaceae. The record is from the annotation of a GenBank genome assembly.